Cornus florida is the source of this 1122-nucleotide messenger RNA. RefSeq lists its product as uncharacterized. The transcript has a single exon. Bases 1 to 1122 code for a protein of 373 amino acids. Lineage: Eukaryota; Viridiplantae; Streptophyta; Magnoliopsida; Cornales; Cornaceae. The record is from RefSeq and is a predicted model, not a curated record.
AUGGCUCUGGACGAUCACAACGAUCUAUGGAUAUGCAAAGUUUUUCCUACUAGUCUAACUAGAGCUGCGUUGGAAUGGUUCAGGAAUAGGCCACACAAAUCUAUUCCGGACUAUGAAACUCUGUGCACUAUGUUCCUGGCGCAGUAUUGCAGAAACAAGAAGCAGAAGAAGAGUAUUGCUAGCCUCUUCACCAUAAGGCAAAAGAAAAGCGAAACAUUACAGGAUUUCUUGUCCAGAUUUAACAUGGAGGCUUCGAAAAUAGCAGAUUGCCAUCCUGCUACCGCAAUAGAAACGUUCAAGCUUGCAAUGAUUCAGGGAACCAAGUUCCAUACGUCCCUAGUUAAAUAUUCCCCUCCGGAUAUGCAAAUUCUCAAUGCUAGGGCACAGAUCUACAUCCGACUUGAGGAAAAUGUAGCCCACCGAGCGCAACAUGCCACCCUCGUCACAGUGGAGAAUAAACCUCAGGAAAGGGUUUUAAAUUCAAAAAGCCAAAAAAACCAGCACGCUUCAGCACCAAUCACUCAGGUACCUGAAAAAAGGCAAAAGACAGAGGAGAGAUUCACACCUCUUCGCACAACCUUGGCUCCACUAUUUCAAGAAAAUAAGAUGAGGUUCGCAGCCCCGCAGCCAAUGAAGCAACCUUUGAAGCAGAGGGACAAGAACAAGCACUGCGCCUACCAUAGAGAUUACGGGCAUACAACUAAUGAUUAUAGAUCCCUUAGGUGGCAAGUGGAAAGCAUGAUAAUGAGAGGUGAAUUGGUAGACUACCUCACAACAAAGGAGUACGUGAAGCCCCGGGAGGUUAAUCUUUGGAAAGUCGAAGGUAAUCAAGUGAAGGUCAUCCAUGUAAUCCAUGGAAGAUCGGAGGAUGAUCAAGAGUCAGAUGAGGUAUAUAGAUCCAAAUUGAGGACAACCCAUAAGCUAAGAAGGUUAUCCUUAGUAAAUAUUAUUGCUUCAGGUAGUAUCAGUAUUGGGUUCGGCAAUGGAAAUCUAUCCAGAGUUCAACUCCCCCAUGAGGAUCCGUUGGUCAUCAGUCUCUUAGUGGUGAAUUGCAUGAUCAAGAGGGUUUUGAUAGACCCAGGUAGUAGUGCCAAUAUCAUCACAAAUGCAGUCUUUGAGUAG